UGAGGGUGAAAUUUCAGGAGCCAUUCCAGUUCAGACUUGGGAGAAUGGCAAACACUACCAAGGGCAGGGUUUGUGUCACUGGGGCUUCUGGCUUUGUUGCCUCUUGGCUUGUGAAGCGACUUCUUGAGUCAGGGUAUCAUGUUCUUGGGACAGUAAGAGACCCAGGCAACCACAAGAAAGUAGGGCACCUGUGGAAUUUAGCAGGUGCAAAGGAAAGGCUGGAGCUAGUAAGAGCUGACCUCUUGGAAGAAGGAAGCUUUGAUGAUGCUGUGAUGGCUUGUGAGGGUGUCUUUCACACUGCAUCACCUGUCAUCACUGAAACUGACUCCAACAAGGCAACAAUUCUUGAUUCAGCGAUAAAUGGCACCCUAAACGUGCUGAGAUCAUGCAAGAAGAACCCAUCUCUCAAGAGGGUCGUCCUCACAUCUUCAUCAUCAACCGUGAGGCUCAAAGAUGAAGCCGACCUGCCACCCAACGCCUCGCUGGAUGAGACGUCAUGGAGCUCCAUGGAGUUCUGCGAGAGCCUCCAGAUAUGGUACGCCAUUGCCAAGACUCUGGCAGAGAAGGCUGCCUGGGAAUUUGCAAAGGAGAACGGCAUCGACCUUGUGGCUGUUCUUCCAACCUUCGUGGUUGGACCCAAUUUGUCCCAUGAAUUGAGCCCCACUUCCACCGACGUCCUCGGCCUAUUCCAAGGAGAGACAACGAAGUUCACCGUGUACGGCAGGAUGGGGUACGUGCACAUCGACGACGUCGCGAUCUGCCACAUCCUGGCCUACGAGACAGCCCGUGCGGCCGGGAGAUACAUCUGCAACUCUGCUGUCCUGGACGUCAACGAGCUGCUCGCCCUGCUCGCGAGGCGAUUCCCUUCUUACCCCAUCCCAAAGAGUUUGCCGUGCGUCUACGGGGAGCAGACGUAUGAUUUCAGCACGGCCAAGGUGAGGGAGCUGGGGAUGAUGAAGUUCAGAGACGUGGAGGAGAUGUUCGACGACGCCGUGGAGUCGCUCAGAGCUCACGGCCACCUGCUGAGCAGGAGCAGCUCACCAUGAGCCCCAUCAUGACGGUUAAAUCAUGAGUCGAUCAGACAGACAAUCAGUGAAUCUGUAGCUAGAAUCUGUCAGAGAAGGCUCUGCGCUACUGCAGAGCUGAAAGGGGUUUAUAGAUGAAAAACUUUAUUCGUAUUGUCGUCCAUGUAUCAAGCCACGAAUUGCAAAUAAUUUAUUUUUAAAACUAA
Molecule: messenger RNA, 1231 nt
Organism: Oryza brachyantha (malo sina)
Lineage: Eukaryota; Viridiplantae; Streptophyta; Magnoliopsida; Poales; Poaceae
Product: tetraketide alpha-pyrone reductase 1-like
Exons: 6
Coding region: 45-1046 (333 amino acids)
Molecular function (GO): oxidoreductase activity, acting on the CH-OH group of donors, NAD or NADP as acceptor
Source: RefSeq, a predicted model, not a curated record